AAGCUUUGUGUGACAGACUGAUCUUUUAGCCUGCUGAAGGUAGCAUACAUUUUAUGCACACGUCUAAUUUAACCAGCAUUUAUUAGUAUCACAUCAAAAUUACAAACGUUUAAGAUCAGCAUCGCGGGGAGUAACAUUAAGGUCACAUCCGUUAUUUAUCCUUUCCAUCUGAUCUGAGUUAAAGAUGAUGCGUAAAAAGAAGCGCUCAGUCGAUGACGAUUCCACGCUUGACGUUCCCAAAUCAAAAAAGACCAAGAGCAGUGGACGACCAACAAAGUCUUCAUUACAGGACUCCUACCCGGACUCAGUUUUUGUUCAGUUUCUGAAGGAGUCUGGUGUCACUUUGACAGCUGGCAGUACAGCUAAUGAAAUUGCUGCAGACCAAGUAAUAUUUCAAAAGCGGCUCCAGCAGCAUCUACGAAAGCAUCCCAGAUUCCCCAAUAUAAUAAAGGAGUUUAUAUCUGCACUGGAAACAUACAUUGAAGACCCAGAGAGAUUCAGAAACUGCCUGCUGCCUUGCGUGCCAUCAUCCACUUCACAGCAGGAUACCAAUUCUGGCUCCUAUCAGGAAAGUCUUGUACGCCUGUUGCUUGGAAUAGAGAUGCUACAGACCCAGGUCAUAAACACUUUGUUCGAAAAGCUUCCAGAAUUCAUGUUGGAGGGUGUGAGCGAGGACGGCCUCAAUGUUCCCCGUCUCAUAAUAAACCAGUUGAAGUGGCUGGACCGAAUUGUAGAUGGCAAGGAUUUGAGCAGUAAGCUGAUGCAGAUGGUGUCUGUGGCUCCGGUGGAGAUCCAGCGGGACAUUAUUACCAGCCUGCCUGAAAUCCUGGAGGAUUCCCAGCAUGGAGAUAUGGCCAAAGAGCUGUUGGAGCAGUGUGUUUUGCCAGCAGUGUUGCAGGCUUCCCAGAGUCGUAUGAAAAGCAAAGCCAUGUCAGGGUCCUCCAGGGUCCCAUCAUGCAACAAUGGUCAGGACAGUGUGGCUUUGGUUUUGGAGGUCAUUAAGUCAGCUAUCCGAUUUCAGAAGACCAUCUCAGAAGCUUGGCUAAAAGCAAUAGAGAAUGUUGAUGAGUCAGAUGACUAUAAGGUGGUUGACCUGUUGGUGCUGUUCAUCCUUCACUCCACUAAUGCAAACCACAGCCGGCGUGGGGCGGAGAGAGUGCUCAAAGUCAAAGUUCGCAAGGGUCUGAUUCAGGAAAACCUCUUGCAGAAGACCUUUAAGGGUCAUGCUCAGGUUAUGCGGGGUUAUUUCCCAUCAAUUCUGGCUCUAGCUCAGGGACUCUUGCGUUCUCCAGACUGCUUUGUGGUGCCUUUCGGAGGUCACAUGUACAAACAGGCCUUCACUGCCUUUGACUCCUACUGUCAGCAGGAGGUGGUGGGCUCUCUGGUCACACACGCAUGCAGUGGUGUGAGUGGUGAAGUGGAUGUGGCCCUUGAGCUGCUCUGUGAGCUGGUAUCUCAGAAGCCUGCAGAAAUGAGCCAGUUCACUGUUUUUGUUAAGGGUAUUCUGGACUACAUGGACAACCUGACCUCACAGCAGAUCAGACGACUCUUCCACCUGCUCAGCUGCCUGGCAUUUGGACAGGAGCAGCACGGAGGACACAUCCAGGAUGACAUGCACAUCGUCAUCCGUAAGCAGCUGUCUAGCACGGUGCCCAAGUACAAACGUAUUGGUAUUAUUGGUGCAGUCAUGAUGGUGGGCAGUAUGGGGGCCUGCAGAAAUAAACCCGAUGGCUCUCAGGGUGGCACACUGCCCAAAGAGACACACAGACAGGUGAUGGCUCUGUUGGAGCUGGUACGCUCGUGCAGUGAGAGUUCCCCUGAAGCUGCCGCUCUCUAUUACGAUGAGCUGGCCAACCUGCUGCAGACCUGCAAACUGGACCCUCUAGUUCAGGCAUGGAUCGGGAAGAGUGUGCUAGAGGAUUUUCAGGAAGACUUUAUUGUAGACCUUGGACCAGAUUUAUCAGGCCCGUUUGUGUUUCCUGCUUCUGUGAUGCAUAAUUUGGACGAGGAUGAGAGUCAAGGGGGAAUCGCCAUCAAUCUACUGCCACUUAUGACUCAAGACCAGCAGCUCAAAACAGACACAACCCAACCAGCUGGAGUCAAGAAAGAGAGGCGCGUGUCUCCUUUGUGUCUGUCCUCAUUUUUCCGCCUGCUGAGGUUGUGUGAGGAGGUGCAGCACCAGGGUGAUCUGGAGGAGAUUGAUGCUCUGCUAGGCUGUCCUUUGAUUCUGACUGAUAUGGAGGUGGUGGAGAAGGUGGAGAGUCUGUCUAAGGCUGAGAGAGAGUUCCUCUGUUCUCUGCUCUUUUACACCAUCAACUGGUUCAGAGAGACGGUGAAUGCUUUUUGCAAGCAGAAUGAUCCUGAGAUGAAAAUGAAGGUUGUAACUCGUAUUCAGAAUAUCACUUACCUUCAGAGUUUACUGCAGACAUGCUUAGCAGCUACUCCAGGCUACACUCCUCCUCAGGCUAACUUUGAUGGAGAGAGUGCUGAAGGGAUGAUACCCUCUUCUUCAAGUGCUCUCCCAAAGAAAGGAAAGAAGGAGUCAUCUGGGAGGAAGAGGAAGGCUUCAGCAAGUAAGAACACCUCAGGAGACAAAUCACAGCUGGAGGGGGCCACAGAGGCAGAGGAUUCCCAACAGGAUCAUCCAGAGAAAGAGAACGAGAAGGAGAAAGAAAAGGAUGCCAAAUCAGGAGUCAGUCUGUCCUCGUACGGGCCGUUCUUCAGAGAACUUGAUGUUGAAGCUCUGAGCGUGCUUCAGUGUGGCCUUCUUUCCCGGACACUGUUGGACACUGAGCUACAUAGUAAGUUAAGGGAGGAAGUGCAGUUGGGCCCUGCAGAGUUGCUUUUCCUGCUGGAGGACAUGUGGCGUAAACUGGACUUCAGUUUGGCUUCUGCACCAGCCAAAAAGGCUCCAUUUCUUAAAAGUAAGACGGACAAAGCAGUUGGCUUUGCUCACUUGCAGCAGAAAAAUGCCAAAGAGUUCGCCACCUGCUGCAUCGAGCUGCUGCCCACACUUUGCACACACCUGGAGAACUGCCACAAUCACUUUCAGACUCUGCUGUCUGAGCAUCAGGGUGUUGUUGAUGCUCCUGGUGUGGAUGUGAAGGAACAGCAACUCAUGUGUUCAGCCUAUCAGCUCCUACUGCAAGUGCUACAUACUACGUUCAGCUGGGCUGGAUUUUCUGGUCUAGAGCAUCGUGCUCUGCUGAAGAGCGCUCUGGGGGUCCUGGCCGGCCGACUGAAGGAGGACGAGACCGAUUUGACCCUGGAUCAGCUCAGCAGGCACGCUUUUGAGUACCUGCAGAACUUCCAAAGCACAGUACCCAGCCUGAACACUGCCUUGUGUCUGACCCAGCUGCUCAUUGUGCUGUCCCAGUAUGGAGGAUCAAACCACAGGACCUACAGAGAACAGAUCACGUCACUGGCGAGGCGUUUCCUCUGUCAGGAGUGGGUUACAGCGAGUGGAGAGAAAGAGCGAGGAAACAAAUACAAUGAUGCUCUUCAAACUCUACUCAGUAUUUAUCUGGAGCACACUGAUGAUGUUCUGAAGGCGGUGGAGGAAAUAGCAGGUGAAGGGGUUCCAGAGCUGUUGAAUGCUGCUAAAGAUGCUAACUCGCGCAGCUGGCCAACACUCAACAGGCAGACGUUCCUGGUGUACUACAAGAGCAUGAUGGCAGAGCUGGAGAGAGCUGUGCGCAAGAUUCCUUCCAGCAAACAGACGGAUAAUCAAGAGGUGCAGAGUGAGAAGCUCUUAACAUGGAAUCUGGCUGUGCGUGACUUCCACAUCCUCAUAAACCUGGUCAAGAUGUUUGACAGCAGACCUGUACUCACUGUGUGUUUAAAGUAUGGUCGUCUUUUUCUGGAGUCCUUCCUCAAACUUGGAAUGCCUCUGCUCGAUUAUAGCUUUAAAAAACACAAGGAGGAUGUUCAAAGUUUGCUGAAGACCAUCCAGCUCAGUACUAGACAACUCCACCACAUGUGUGGCCACUCAAAGAUUAGGCAAGAUACAGGGCUGACCAAUCACGUUCCAGCCUUGAAGAAAAAUCUGGAGCAGUUUGUGUAUCGUGUGAAAGCCAUGCUCACUCUUAACCAUUGCCAGGAAGCCUUCUGGCUGGGGAAUCUGAAGAACAGAGACUUAAAGGGUGAAGAGAUUCUCUCACAAAAGUCACAGGCAGUUGAUGAAGAGGAAGAAGAGUCUUCUCAGGUGCAGAGUGAAGAGGAGGAGAGCGACUCUGAUGAGAGGAACAAUGGACAGGAAGAAGCGGAGGAAUCAGAUGAGUCGGACUGAAAUAAAGCAAAUAUUGUUAUAUAUUAGGACAUGAUCAGUACACUAUUGUUGAUUUAUUAUUACAUCAAAUUAGUUUUGGGAUUUGUUAUCUCCUAUUAAAUGGAAAAGAUUUUGAUUAAAGCUGU
Messenger RNA from Sinocyclocheilus grahami, 4413 nucleotides. RefSeq names its product Fanconi anemia group D2 protein-like. Lineage: Eukaryota; Metazoa; Chordata; Actinopteri; Cypriniformes; Cyprinidae. Gene Ontology annotation, biological process: interstrand cross-link repair; mitotic intra-S DNA damage checkpoint signaling; homologous chromosome pairing at meiosis. The transcript has 41 exons. The record is from RefSeq and is a predicted model, not a curated record. Gene Ontology annotation, cellular component: nucleus; condensed chromosome. Gene Ontology annotation, molecular function: DNA polymerase binding. Bases 185 to 4288 code for a protein of 1367 amino acids.